UCGUCUUGACUGAACUCUUUGUCUCUGAAUAACAGGAAGUAAAAACAAACAAUAAGUGGACUACAGAAUAACGCCGGUGAUAAGAAGAGGAUAUAAACCGCUGUGGCGUUGUCAGAAAAGAUGGAGGAGUACAACUCUGGGGACGAGGUUAUCUUCAAUGCUGAUGAGGCCAACAUCACAGUAAAAGAGUGCAUUGAAGGUGUUAUUGGAGGAACAGAUUACGACCAGAGCAAAGUGAACCAGUGGACGGCCAACAUAGUGGAGCAUUCUCUGACUCAUCUGGUCAAACAGGGACGACCGUUUAAAUACAUCGUGAACUGUGCGAUCAUGCAGAAGACGGGUGCAGGUCUCCACACAGCCAACUCCUGCUACUGGGACACGGCCACUGAUGGAAACUGCACAGUGCGGUGGGAGAAUCGCACCAUGUACUGCGUGGUCAGCGUGUUUGCCGUUGCCGUUGCUCUGUAAUGGCGCUCCUCUCUGCUUCCUGAAGCUGUGCUUAAAUUGAAACCUCAACCAAGAAGCCCUGUAUACCCUCCGAUGACUCCCUCUGGUGUACUCCCUUGCGCACUAGUAGGUUAUUUCUCCCCCACAGGCUCUAUAAAUCUGACUUCAGGACAAGAGCUGUGGUUUGUGAGUGGACGCGAAUAAGACUGAGAAAAUGUUUCUUUAUUGGGACCAGGCCAAUGUCAAAGGGAAGAAACAGUACUUGAAAAACGACUUCAAACACUACACAUGCUUUCUAAAUAUUUCAUCCUAAUGUUGUAAUCUGUGUAUGAUGUAGAUCUUGACUACAUUUCCCAUAAGCCUCAGCUUUACAGUGUGUUUAGUGCUACUUAGCAAAAGCUGGCACUUAAGCGCUAAACUCAGGUUAUUAAAAUGGUAAACAUAAACUUGUUAGUGUUCAGCAUGAAGUGCUGCCAUGUUCCAUUACAGCCUUUGACCUGCUAGUGUUGACUCGUUCUAUUCUUCAGUACAUUCCCCUGAAAACUGACUGAACUGUUGCUGUUGUUAAUAUUUGAGUACGUCUAAAUGUUGUUUUUGUAGGAAGCUGACUACUUAUGUAAAGUGUCUUUCCAAACCUGCAUUAAUAUUUUUAAGUAUGUUCCCGUGACCGUUAAGAUGUCGAUGUAUGUUUCCAGGUUUUAUUUGAACCAUUAAGCACUUUUUUUUUUGGUCAUCCUUGAAUUUGUCUGUAAAGGUUUGUGCAGUAACUGUGAGAGCUGUUAAAUAAAUACAUUUGUUGAAACCAUA
This is a messenger RNA of Notolabrus celidotus (New Zealand spotty), 1254 nucleotides long. RefSeq names its product dynein, light chain, Tctex-type 3 (gene dynlt3). Gene Ontology annotation, biological process: microtubule-based movement. The coding region runs from base 121 to 468 and encodes 115 amino acids. Gene Ontology annotation, molecular function: dynein intermediate chain binding. Gene Ontology annotation, cellular component: cytoplasm; kinetochore; cytoplasmic dynein complex. Lineage: Eukaryota; Metazoa; Chordata; Actinopteri; Labriformes; Labridae. The record is from RefSeq and is a predicted model, not a curated record. The transcript is spliced from 5 exons.